GACACAAUAGUGUUUUGUGUAGGACUGAAAGGAGCCGUUUCCCUCUGAACAAUACAGGACUGACCUUGGAGAACGGUGGACUGGAGUUUAUAUGAACAUCACUGAGACUGAAGUUUAGACCAGAAUGAAGAUUCUCCUCAUCUUCACCCUCCACCUGAUCUCAGGUGGAGCGGCUGGUAUUGAUGUGAUCGGCUUCCUGGGAGGAAGAGUUUCAAUCACCUGCAGACACAAUAAUUAUGGAAGGGAAAGGAGGUUUUUUUGCAAAAUGAAAACACAAACUGAGUGUGACUAUAUUACAGUUACUGAGUCUCAACAGUGUAACACAUGGAUUCAUAAAGACAGAUUUGAUCUACAUGAUAACUGUCACACAGCCCUCAUACUGACCAUCAGACAGCUGAGCUCAGAGGAUGCUGGGACAUAUAGCUGUGGAGAGGGUGGGAGGUGGAGUCAUCAGUUUAACCUCCAAGUGAUCAGAGAUCCAUGUUGUUUGGGGUCAAAGACUGUGUCUGGUUAUCUGGGAGAGACUGUCACCAUCAGCUGUUCAUAUCCAGAGCAGUUUGAAAGACACAGCAAGUACUUCUACAAACUUGAUGGUCAUUAUAUUCCUAUAAUGAUCGACACCACAGAGACUCAGAGAGACAGAUUCUCCCUCUCUGAUGACAGAAACUCUAAAGUUGUCAGUGUGAGAAUCAGUGAUGUGAGUGAAGAUGAUGGAGGAGUUUAUUUCUGUGCAGUGAGUGUUGGAGGAGAGUCAGUCAUUUAUUACUCCCUCUACACAGAGAUUCAGCUACAGGUCACUGUAAAGGGCCGUAACAACUAG
Molecule: messenger RNA, 820 nt
Organism: Colossoma macropomum (tambaqui)
Lineage: Eukaryota; Metazoa; Chordata; Actinopteri; Characiformes; Serrasalmidae
Product: polymeric immunoglobulin receptor-like
Exons: 4
Coding region: 125-820 (231 amino acids)
Source: RefSeq, a predicted model, not a curated record